This is a messenger RNA of Chara braunii, 1331 nucleotides long. The record is from the annotation of a GenBank genome assembly. NCBI's taxonomy places the organism in Eukaryota, Viridiplantae, Streptophyta, Charophyceae, Charales, Characeae.
UGUCUGUGAAUCAAUUAAUUGAUCGACCGAUUGAUUGAUUGAUUGAUUGAUUGGUUGAUCGGCCUUGUGGUGCUGUCUGAUCGCGCCACGUGGCACCAAUUUUGCCCCGUCUCCUUCAGCCAUGGCGUUGUCGUCGCCAUCGCCAGCGUCCUCAUUGGUUCAGCCCCCGUCGUCAUCGCUAACGCCAGCCCAGGUCUUGAAGCGAGAUAUUCCAUGGGAGACUUACAUGACAGCGAAGGAUGGACCGGCUUAUAUCCGAACUUUCGUGACAAUGUUGCUGAGAAUGUCGAAGGAGGAGACCAUCGAGUACAUCUUGGCCGUCAUGGAUGAUCUGCUCAAUGGUGAGUACAUCUUACUACUGUCGAACAGGAAUGACUUCAUUGUGGACAAGUCGUCAAGGAUUCUGGCCUUGAUUCUGAGUUCACGGCCCAAGGAUGAGGAAGCUCGGGCGAGUGAUGGUUCAGGGGUGUCUGUGGCCACUGGGGUUGAAGAUGUGCUCCAGAGAUUUGUGACAUGGCUCUGCUCUCAGCUGCGACACUCAUCACACACGUCUAAAGCUGUCGCUGGUGCAGUAAAUUGCUUGUCGGUGCUGCUUAGGGAAGUAGCUGUCAGGGCUAUGUUUAUCCGCCAAGAGGGUUUGAAGUACUUGAGCGUCCUCAUCACGCCCGCAUCAAGUCUGCAGCAAAUGCAGCUGCUGUAUGAGGCAAUUCUCUGUGUCUGGCUGUUGACGUUCUACGAGGGAGCGGCGCAGCAAUUUGGGAGCACACAAGUCAUUCCUGGACUCAUCGAUGUCGCCAAGAACUCUACGAAGGAGAAGGUGACCAGAGUGGCUAUUCUGUCCUUGAAGAACUUGUUGCAGAAGGCCAAUUUCGGGAACGUAAUGGUUGAUAGCGGGCUGCCAAAGGUUGUUCAAGUUCUGAAGAUGCAGGCGUGGGCAGAUGAGGAUCUGAAGGACGCGCUCGAUUCGCUCGAGGAGUCGUUGAGGGUAAACAUCAAGGUUCUCAGUUCGUUUGAGCAGUACAGGAAGGAAGUACUUUCUGGCUCUUUGGAGUGGACGCCAAUGCACAAGGACGUCUCCUUUUGGUCGGAGAACAUCAAGCACUUCGAGGAGCAUGACUUUGAGGUGAGGAUUGCCGCUCUGCACAUGUGUGAGGAGACUGAUGUCCCGGCGUAGAGGGGUUUGUGUAAUCCCCACGUAGGUCCACUAGUAUUAGCUUAUUACAUAACCUCUGCUGAGUAUCGUACGCCCACUGGCCAAUCUCUGCUGUUUACAAUGCACAGGGCACACAGGACAUGUUGUGAAGAUUUCACAAUCAAUGGAAUAUCAUCCG